Molecule: messenger RNA, 909 nt
Organism: Magnusiomyces paraingens
Lineage: Eukaryota; Fungi; Ascomycota; Dipodascomycetes; Dipodascales; Dipodascaceae
Exons: 2
Coding region: 1-909 (302 amino acids)
Cellular component (GO): nucleus
Source: RefSeq, a predicted model, not a curated record
AUGGUUGUCACAAUCAAAAAUGAUAAAAAGCGAAAACUUGAUUCGGAACAGCCAGCUGACUCCAUAGAAAACAAUACAAAACCUGAAAACGUUUCUGAAAAUGAAAAUGAAGAGGACGAGGACGAUGACGAUGAUGAAAUUGUCAAUGUCGACUUUGACUAUUUCAACUUUAAAGAAAUUGACUUUCAUUCUACUAAAAACCUUUUGAGACAGCUACUAGGACCUGAUAGUAUCCAGUUUGACCUUUCUUCACUUUCUGAUCUCAUCAUUUCACAAACCUCACUAGGGUCCACCAUCAAAACCGAUGGCGAAGACUCUGAUCCUCUUGCAAUUUUAACUGCAAUCGACCUUAAAGGUGAACCAACAAAAUGUGCCACUGCUAAGCAUGCUCUUAUUGAUUACUUUAUUGCCAAAACUCAAGACUACCCAAAGUUCAACCGCAAAAUUAGACAGAUUGUGUCUCAAGCUUCUCAAGAUAAAGUCGGACUUGUCUUCAGUGAACGACUUAUCAACAUGCCCACAGAGGUUGUCCCACCAAUGUACAAAAUGCUUCAACAAGAACUUGAAGCUGAUUCAGAAAAAACUUUUGACUACCUGCUUAUUCUUUCAAAAACCUUCCAAGAAGAAGAGUCUCAGCUUGACAAGGAGGAACGUAUCUCAACUAAAAAAUCAAAACGAAGCCCAGAUACCAAAAAGGAAUCCUAUUUCUUUCACCCAGAGGACGAAGUUACACAGGAUCACGCUCUUUACUUCCACUCUUUUAAAUACUCAAAAGAACCACAAGCUUCCGACUCAAAACGUGCCUUUUACGAUUAUGGUAUUUUCCCACAAGGCCACCUCAUCUUGGUGAAAACCGAUAAGCUUUCUGAACUUGUUCAAGAUUUAGAAACUAGAAUACCCCCAUUUUAA